UGACCUCGCCCAUCAAUCAUUAAUGUCCUGCAGAGACCUGUACUUGGGGCUGCUCACAAGAAAGCAGACAGUAAAGCCCCUGCAAACCAUGAUGCGUGGUCUUCCGGGUUUUCUCCUUAGUAUUUUAAAAAUCUCCCGAGGAAAUUAUUGUCGACGUUCAUAUGGAGUACUCACCGGACAGCAGUACACAAGCUCAGACUCACAGCAGUAUGAUGGAAGGUUGUAUCCAAGCCACAUCCCAACAAGCUCUGUCCAGAAGGCUAUUUUGGCUGUAGGUUCUGGAGUGGCUGCCCUAAUGAAUCCCUACAGACAUGAUAUGGUUGCAGUGCUCGGGGAAACCACAGGGCACCAGGCCCUGAUCAAGUUAAGGGAUCGGAUGAAAAAUGACUCUGAAGGUUGCACUAUUCUUGUAGAGCGUCCAAGGAUCCGCCUAUCUACAUUAGACCUCACUCAAAUGUCAGCUUUGCCAGAUGGGACUUUAGGAAGAGAGUAUCUCCGUUUUUUAGAAGAAAAUAGAGUCACCCCCGACUCGAGAGCUGAUGUGAAGUUUGUUGACAAUGAAGAGCUAGCGUAUGUCAUACAACGAUAUCGUGAAGUCCACGACUUGUUGCAUACCUUGCUUGGUAUGCCCACCAAUAUGCUUGGUGAGGUUGCUGUGAAAUGGUUUGAAGCUGCACAGACUGGCCUGCCCAUGUGUGUUCUUGGGGCAACGCUUGGACCCCUCCGAUUGUCUGUCAGUCGUCUACAGUUGCUGGUUCAGUCUCUGGGACCUUGGGCUUUGCGCAGUGGCAGUCGUGCCCGAUGUGUUCUGAGCAUCUUCUAUGAACGGCGCUGGGAGCAGAACCUCGAUGAACUCAGACACCAGCUGAACAUUGAGCCACCCCCUGUCAAUCUGAUCCCAUCCAGCAAGAAUACUUCUUCAAACUCAUAGGUUGUGGGAGUGCUGGAGCUUAUCCUGGCAUCUCGAACCAAAGACAGGAAAACAUCCAGUGGAAGGGUGGCCCGUGCAUCACAGGACUUUCUACAUGUGUUUUUUAUUGUCUUCGGAACAUAAAAGAAUACAUUUAUUAGACUUUGGCUGUUGAGUUCCAAAACUGACAACAAAGUAUCAUGGACCAUACAACUCAUGCACAAUAUAUGUGUUCUGAAGACAUGCAGCACAUUUGUGUUGUUAUUUGAUGAAAAUCUUCUCCUCUACUGUAGCUGAACAAUCAUACUGGUUUGAAAUGGAGUACAUUUAUACUUUUUACAUUAAAAAAAAUUAAGAUUUCAAAA
Ctenopharyngodon idella (grass carp) is the source of this 1275-nucleotide messenger RNA. It is a transcript of the gene coq4, whose product is annotated as coenzyme Q4 homolog (S. cerevisiae). NCBI's taxonomy places the organism in Eukaryota, Metazoa, Chordata, Actinopteri, Cypriniformes, Xenocyprididae. The coding region runs from base 23 to 931 and encodes 302 amino acids. Gene Ontology annotation, biological process: ubiquinone biosynthetic process. Gene Ontology annotation, cellular component: mitochondrion; mitochondrial inner membrane. The transcript has 8 exons. The record is from RefSeq and is a predicted model, not a curated record.